CCCUCCUCAUCUUUGGCUCACAAAGUUAGUCGAAUGGUUUUGACAGUCAACAACAACAACUACUUGUUUCUGCUCGCCCCAAGGUGUUCCGGCACCCGUGCGGCUUUGUAGAAACUUUUGCAAGUGCACCAGGUACCCUAGCUGCGGUUUCCUUCGACGAAUUCGGCCGUCCGUCGGCGGUAUUCGGUGAAGGAAUGGCUGCGAAAGUCAGGUGGAAGGUGUCAGCGACUUUCCUGGCAAUGCAGAUUUUCUUCUACGGCUCGGCAAUUGCAUUAUUUGAACACAGAACGUGCAGUCAUGUGCCCCCCAAAGACGAAGAGGUUGUUCGUGGAGUGCACUUGGAGGAGGGUCACAUAAUUAGGAAAAGAAGUCUGGACCAGCCUCUGAGGAUACUUUUGUACUACGACGAGAGCGUUUACAGACUUGAUCGAGAGAAAUUCGAGUUAAUUAAUAAUACAAUAUUACCAGAGGCUGUUCACUUUUGGGAGCAGGCGCUCAUGGUGAGGAAGACUGCCAAUGUAAUUAGACUAAACAGAAAGUGUGAAAACAACCAAGUUUUCUUCAGGAAAGGCGAGCCGCAUGUUUACUGCAAAAACGCCUGCGAGUCGAGAACCAUGUGUGGCGAAGUGCAAGUGCCCGAGUCGCACCUCGACGUUUGUCGCGCGUGCAACGCCACAGGGCAAAAGUGUGGAGAGGUCGCUGGCAGUACGGCAGGUCCUGGAAUCGCCAAUGCCGACUUUGUUUUCUACGUGUCCGCGAUGGAGACGGAAAGGUGUCACAAGGGAAUGACCGUGGCCUACGCGGCUCAUUGCCAACAGGAGGCCGCACUUGACAGGCCAAUUGCCGGUCAUGCCAACCUGUGUCCGGACAGCAUUAGCACAAAACCCCAAGAACUGGAGAUUUUGCUGUCGACGGUCAAACAUGAAAUUCUCCAUGCUCUCGGCUUCUCGAGUAGUUUGUACGCAUUUUAUCGAGAUUCGGACGGAAAUCCAUUAACUCCAAGAAUAGACAACGGCAAACUAGUAUUAAAUGAAAAGCUUCAGACAAGACAGUGGAGUGAAAAGGUCAUCAGGACGUUGACGAGGAAAGAUUGGAAAGUGAGAGGAGGGAAUAUUACGAGAAUGGUGCAGAUGGUCGUUCUACCGAAAGUUGUGGAGGAAGUCCGAAGGCACUUUGGCUGUGACAGUUUGGAAGGAGCUGAACUGGAGGACCAGGGCGAGGAAGGUACCGCAAUGACCCAUUGGGAGAAAAGAGUCUUUGAGAACGAAGCCAUGACUGGGACUCACACUCAAAAUCCAGUCUAUUCGCGCAUAACUCUUGCGUUGAUGGAGGACACGGGCUGGUAUCGAGCCAAUUAUUCCAUGGCCCAAGUGCUGAGUUGGGGCAAAGAUUUGGGCUGCGACUUUGCACAGAAGUCUUGCAAAGAGUGGAUGGACAAGAGAGUGAAGCUCGGACUUUCUAUCCACCCGUACUGCAAUAAAGUGAAAAAAGACCCUCUUGAAACUGAAUGCACGGAUGACCGGAGUUCUGUUGCCCUCUGCAAUUUGGUUGAGCACUCGGGGUAUUUACCGACAAAAUACCAGAAUUUCGACGCAAUUCCUCACAUAAGUCAAGGGUCCGAAGGGAAAUACGGAGGUUCCGUAGCUUUGGCUGAUUACUGUCCUUACAUUCAAGAGUUUUCGUGGCGCGCGAAAAAUGUGGUCGUCCGAGGAUCCCAUUGUUACUUUGAGGAAAAUAAUCCCCAGCCGGAAAAGAACUUUGCCCUUGAAAGCUACGGUGAAGGGUCUCGUUGUUUCGAUCACACAGGGUCAAUGUGGGAGGAGCGCACCUGUCGGCAGGUCCGACUGUGGCAGCACUGGGGCUCCGGUUGCUACAAAUACAAUUGCCACGGAGGUCGCAUCAACGUCAUUGUGGCCAAUUACACCUACACCUGCUACCACAAGGGCCAAGAAAUUCCGAUCAAAAUAAUGGCAGACGAAUGGCUGCACGUUGGAGCCCUUGUGUGCCCAAGCUGCGAGGAGCUGUGCGAAGAUGAACUCCAGAGUGUCGGCGCCAGCUGCAAGCCUCCGAUCAAUUCGUUAUCCAAGUACCAAACUCAGCAGGACGAAUUGACAUGUUCUGCGACCAGUCCUGGCGAUUCAAGGUUGCUCAUCACUCUUCUCGUUAUUCUUAUUCUUCGGCUGGUUCCCUAAUGACUUUUGCUCAAAUGUGGGUUGCCAUGCAAGAAAUGUUAAUGUGAUUGUUACCUGUGCUGUCAGUCACUGACAUUACGCACUACUCAGUUAGCUUAUGUGUUUAGUGGGCAAAUUAGAUUAUUCUGGUUAAUAUUAUUUUUUAUAUAAUAAGUCUGCCGGACAAACUGCUCAGAAUUUUAUUUUACGAUAGAUAUUCUACUUAAUUAAAUUCAACGAGGAUGAAUCACCCUCGGGGUCUUUUAAGUUUUCUGCAUCAAUUAUUCUGCAUUUGAAGUGAUUAUAGCUUUUUAAAUUAUGAUCUCAGUUAGUACGACCUGUCAUUUGUCAAAGUGUAUAAGAUCCUCAUAUCAGGCGAGGUCUUAAGAUUAAUCAGAUGUUUCAAUGUGAUCAUGUACAUCAUCGACGAGUAAUUUUAAAAAAGAUUCAAUUAAAUAUUACUUAAAACUUAA
Molecule: messenger RNA, 2644 nt
Organism: Neocloeon triangulifer
Lineage: Eukaryota; Metazoa; Arthropoda; Insecta; Ephemeroptera; Baetidae
Product: leishmanolysin-like peptidase
Exons: 13
Coding region: 195-2192 (665 amino acids)
Biological process (GO): proteolysis; cell adhesion
Cellular component (GO): cytoplasm; membrane
Molecular function (GO): metalloendopeptidase activity
Source: RefSeq, a predicted model, not a curated record